AUAUCAUUGCAUUGUGCACAAGUGAAAUAGUCUAAAAAUAAGUACUAAAUACUAAUGUGUUUUGUGUCUGAUUUAUUAAAGGUUAAAGAUUAGAUAUACAGACUUCUUAUACUAUCAAACGCCUGCGAUGCGAGUCACUCAGUACGAUAAAUACUUUCAGAGUGUUCGGACGUGAAAAAGAACAACCUAGAAUAUAAACUCGCGAAAUUAAUUGAAUUGAACUAAAUUAUGAUUUGGUUGGUGCUUGCAAUUGCCAUAGUGGCUUUGAUAGUCAUUAUGAUGAUGAGAAAAGAAGAAGAGAGGAGGAAAUAUUUCGAAUCAAGAGGCAUCAAAGCUGACAAACCAAGAUUCUUUAUUGUGAUUCUAUACAAAUUUCUUACAAAGCAAAUGGGAAUUGUUGAAUUGCUUGAAGGCAUGUACUACGAAUAUCCGGAAGAAAAUAAAGUUGUUGGCUUCUGGGAUGGAGACACACCUAUAAUUAUGAUGAAAGAUCCAGAUGUUGUGAAGCGAUUCGCCGUGAAAGAGUUUGAACAUUUUCAAGAUCGCAGAAACUUUAUUUCGGAAGAGAUGGAUCCACUGUUUGGGAAUUCUUUGUUUUUGCUGAAGGAUCAAAAAUGGAGAGAUAUGAGGGCUACACUAAGCCCUGCUUUCACAGGCAGCAAGAUGCGCCUAAUGUGUGAUCUUAUUGUGGAGAUCGGAGUUCAAAUGGUAGAAUUUUUGCAAAAAGAGGCAAAAGAUAAGGGACCUCAAACCUACGAAAUGAAGGAACUCUUCUCAAGAGUCUCCAAUGAUGUCAUCGCUACCUGUGCCUUUGGAAUAAAUGUGGAUUCCUUGAAACACAAAUCCAAUGACUUCUACCUAACAGCUAAGGUUCUUUCUGAUUUUAAUAGCGUAGGCAAAAUAUUACGGAUGACAUUUAGUCAGUACUUCCCUAAAAUUUCGAAUGCAAUUGGUUUAAAAUUUAAUCCAGAUAAGGACACAAAUUUCUUCAGAAGCUUAGUAACUGAUGCCAUGAAGUACCGAGAGCAACAGAAUAUCGUACGUCCUGAUAUGAUUCACCUCUUGAUGGAAGCCAAGAAGGGAAAGCUCAACCAUGCUAAAACCGAAAAGGACACCGCAGGCUUUGCUACGGUUGACGAAAGUGUCCAAUGGAAAAGAUCUGAUCGAAAUUGGUCGGAGAAAGAAAUUGUUGCUCAGUGUUUCCUAUUUCUUCUCGCAGGAUUCGAAACAGUUUCAGCAAGUUUGAGUUUUGCAGCCUAUGAAAUUUGUGCGAAUCCUGAAGUGCAGGAAAAACUUUAUGAAGAAAUAAAGACAGUCGAUGAGGAUUUACAAGGUGAUCGAAUAAAUUAUGAAACUCUGAGUAAGAUGAAGUACUUGGAUAUGGUGAUUUCGGAAUCCCUAAGAAAAUAUCCACCAGCAACCAUUGCUGAAAGACAAUGCAAUAAAGACAUCACACUGGAACUCUUCGAGGGUAUGCCUUACGAUUUUAAGAAGAAAGAUGGUUUGUGGAUUCCCAUCUAUUCUCUUCAGAGAGAUCCCAAAUACUUCCCCAAUCCUGAAAAAUUCGAUCCUGAACGCUUCAGUGAUGAGAAUAAAUCGUCAAUCAAUCCAAAUGCCUAUAUUCCAUUUGGAGUUGGUCCGAGGAACUGUGUUGGCUCCAGAUUUGCAUUGAUGGAACUCAAGACAUUGGUUUACUACAUGGUGUUGAACUUUUCACUUGAAGUAACAGAACAGACACAAAUUCCUCUCCAGUUGGGAAAGACUUUCGGAUCCCUAAAUUCAGAAAAAGGAAUUCACAUAAGACUUCGCCCAAGAAAUUAAUUUUUCUUGGAUUCUUGAAAUUUGAAAAAAAAGCAAUUGAAAGUUAUAUAAAAGUGCGAUAAUUGUUUUUUUAUAAAAUUAGUCUAAGCCCUCAAGUUUCAAUAAGGAAUAACUGGCAAAAGUUGUAAGAAAAAACAAUAAAAUUUUUAAAAUGCAAUUUUAAUUCUUUAUAUGGAUAUUGCUUCUCUUGUAUUAAUAUGCAUAAUUUAAUAAAAUACUUUACUGAAUUCCA
Molecule: messenger RNA, 2053 nt
Organism: Phlebotomus papatasi
Lineage: Eukaryota; Metazoa; Arthropoda; Insecta; Diptera; Psychodidae
Product: probable cytochrome P450 9f2
Exons: 3
Coding region: 229-1821 (530 amino acids)
Molecular function (GO): iron ion binding; oxidoreductase activity, acting on paired donors, with incorporation or reduction of molecular oxygen; heme binding
Source: RefSeq, a predicted model, not a curated record